CAGGUGAGCUCUGAAUGUGUUCUCACACAAGCUUGGACAACUUCACUGAGGCAACACAGAAACAAACGAAUGAAUGAGGACUCUCUGACCUCAGGAUACCACGUAGCUACACUUAGAGACUUUUGACAUUUCUCAAGGUUUCUCUUUAUCCCACAGUGAUUGUGUUGACAGAGCUUGACCUUGCAGACAGUGUUCUUUAGAGGAUUGUUAAGCAUUGUACAGUUUAAAAUGGAACUACAGAAAACAUCAAACGGUCACCAGGAUCUCAGCCCUGACAGAAUUCCUGAGAAUGGCAGUCCAGUAACCAGAUUCGAUGCCCUUGAAAACAUAACAGAGGGUGAUACCUUCCUCCCCAAUAAGAGCAAUGGAAAGAUAGAGAUUCAGUUUACAGAUUUUGUGGGAAAGACUUCUUUCGGAAUGUCUAUUUUCAACCUCAGUAACGCCAUUUUGGGCAGUGGAAUUCUGGGACUGGCUUACGCCAUGGCCAACACCGGAAUCAUCCUUUUUGUACUCCUGUUGACAAGCAUGGCUAUUCUCUCUGCCUACUCCAUACACCUGCUUCUGAAGAGUGCAGGAGUGGUUGGGAUCCGUGCAUAUGAACAGCUCGGAAACCGUGCAUUUGGUCGACCUGGGAAAAUAUUAGCAGCAUGCAUUAUAACACUGAACAACAUUGGAGCAAUGUCCAGUUACCUGUUCAUUGUGAAAAUAGAGUUACCUCAUAUUAUUCAGGGUCUUCUGCCAGAUAACUCAGAUUACUGGUUUGUUGAUGGGAGGUAUCUCAUCAUUAUCAUUAGUGUCUUGGUCAUUCUUCCCUUGGCAUUGAUGAAACGACUUGGGUAUCUGGGCUACACCAGUGGUUUCUCUCUCAGCUGCAUGGUCUUCUUCCUCAUAUCUGUCAUCUACAAGAAGUUUGUCACAGAGUGUCCUGGGGAACACAGCUAUAACAAAACUGUGCCCACUGAAAGCAUAUACAACUCCACCGAUGGCAUGUGUGAAGCCAAACUUAUAACUAUCAACCCACAGACUGCUUUUACCAUUCCCAUUAUAGCGUUUGCUUUUGUGUGUCACCCCGAAGUGUUGCCCAUUUACACAGAACUCAAAAAUCCAAGCAAGAAACGCAUGCAAAAGGUUGCUAAUAUCUCCAUUUUGACCAUGUUUGUCAUGUACCUGGUGACUGCCAUCUUUGGCUACCUUACCUUCUAUGGAAAUGUGAAGUCAGAGCUUCUGGAGAUGUACAGUAAAAAAGACACCCUGAUGCUGUGUGUUCGGCUGGCUGUGUUGAUAGCAGUGACACUGACCGUUCCCGUGGUCCUUUUCCCGAUUCGUCGUGCCGUCUUGCAGCUUCUUUUCCCUGAUAAGCCUUUCCACUGGGUGCGUCACAUCUCCAUCGCUGUAUGCCUCCUCUUCUUAGUCAACCUGCUCGUCAUCUUUGUGCCCAACAUUCGUGACAUCUUCGGCUUCAUCGGUGCCACAUCUGCUCCCAGCCUCAUUUUCAUUCUUCCGGGAAUAUUCUACAUUUGCAUCGUCCCUGAAGAACAGGAGCCGUUGAAAUCUCGACCAAAGAUCCAAGCAAUUGCAUUUGUGACACUGGGUUUCAUCUUCAUGAUUAUGAGCAUUACGUUCAUCAUAAUAGAGUGGGUCACCGGAAAGAAGACGUCGGGUGGCCACUGAGAGAGCACAACUGGAUUCCAACACUUAAAGACCAAAUCUAAUACAGAACACAAAACUCUUGAACCUGCAACCUCUGCACCAGGUUCAGUUUCAUUUAGUUUGAUAGAUAUCAAACAAGUCAACUCCUCAAUUUCAGUAUGUCCAAAAUGAAAAAUGGCUAGUUACCUAACUUCAAGAAGAAUGCAAAGAAGAGUGGUAACAUAUGAUCUUAAUAAUAAUUAAAGCUAUGAUGCUCUAAGAACAUUUUGAAAAUAUUUAUGGAAUUUUUAAUGAAAGCCAAUUUUACACACAAAGGUAUUGCUGUUAUGACUGGCAGAUGGAACUUCCUAAACUACACAAUACUGAUGGAAAACUGUGAAACUGAGAUGAGAAUUCACUCAUCUAUAUUGCCAAAGUUGUAAACAUGCAGUUUGAAGUCUACCUCCUUCUACACAGAGCAAUUUUACAGUUACAGAGUCCGUUUUCUACAGCUCAUAGUGCAUAUUUUGGGGUCCAAAAAUCUUUUAUUACUGAAAAUUCUAGUUUAAUACACAAUUUUCAUUCUAAAAACAAUAUUAUCAGCAUAACAACAAGUGGAAUGUUACAAUCUGAUGGUCCUAAACAACUUAAUUUAAUCAUAAUCUUCAAAUAUAUGUAUUUUUUGUUUUGAUUUUUAUCCUAAAACUAAUCCUUUAACAUUUUAGUUAAUUUUGAUUUUGAAUCCCACAUAUUCAGUUUGGUCUCAAACCUCUGGACCCCACUGCAUGUGAAUUUCAGUUAGUUUCAUAAUUUAAUUAAUAAUAAUAAUUUACACAUUUAGCAGAUGCUUUGACUUACAGUAUAUUCAGGUUAUACAUUUGUUACCAGUAUGUGUGAUCCCUGGGAAUCGAACCCACAACCUUUUGCACUGCUAACACAAUGCUCUACCACUGAGCCACAAUAACAUGAAAAAAAAAUGAACACAUUUCAUUUUUGAUGAAUAAUAGGCAGUUCUAUUAUUCAACAUUCCUAAAAGCAGUUUAUAACAUUAUUUAAUUAGGAAGAGUGUUAGUUUUGUGAUGAAUUCCAGCAUUGUUUAAGCACAAUGCUUCAAUGUCAGAGGAAGAACCAGAAGUUAAUGUAUUUAUUGGUAUUUUUUUGUCUUGUUACAACAUCAAAGAAAUGAAAUCUACAGUACAAGAUGUCUUACAGUACACAAUUAGUGUUUAGUGCAGUUCUCGUCACCAUCAUAUGACAACAUUUAUUUACUCUGUUUUAGAGAGGAGAAGGAAUAUAAAUGUCUGAAUACUAAUUAUCUAGUAGUAUUCCAGAAACACACAGAAAUGUUGUAUGUCAUUUUGUUUGUUGUAUAAUUGGAAAUACUUUUUGAACAUCUUGAAAAUGAGCAUAGGCUACUUUUAACAAACUUUUAACAAAAUGUUGUUGGAAUAAUUUAUUUGUGGUUUACAUGGUGACGUGUUUCAGUGACAAAACCACUCCAGAAAUGGGCCGGACAAUGAAUGAUGUUGAUAUUUAUUUAUUUAUUUUUUUGUGAAAGGUCACUACAGCACAAAACAGCAUUGAUGGGCCUGCAGAAUUUAUUAUCAACCAUAAGCUCACUGAAAUGUUUCUGUGGUCAUACUAUGCCCAUCUGUGUUACUCCUCCUCAUCAGUAUCUGUGAGUUUACAUGGACCAGGAGUCAAAUUGUUUCCUGCUGGACAUUACAACUAGGGCCUACUUUAUCAUAAAUGUCGACAUGUAUGGUUAUUUUGUAUAGUCUUUUAUGUACAUAUUGUUUGUGAAAUGAAAGAAACCUUCAAUUAAUUGUACAUCAGUGUACAUAUUCUCUGUACACAUUCUACAUUCUUUUUCUGCACAUA
Molecule: messenger RNA, 3510 nt
Organism: Sinocyclocheilus anshuiensis
Lineage: Eukaryota; Metazoa; Chordata; Actinopteri; Cypriniformes; Cyprinidae
Product: sodium-coupled neutral amino acid transporter 3-like
Exons: 17
Coding region: 229-1671 (480 amino acids)
Biological process (GO): L-glutamine transport; serine transport; glycine transport
Cellular component (GO): plasma membrane
Molecular function (GO): L-glutamine transmembrane transporter activity; glycine transmembrane transporter activity
Source: RefSeq, a predicted model, not a curated record